CGGCUGGCAGCUCAGGCUCAGGACCUCGCUAUUGGGCAGCUUCGGUUGCAGCGCCCUGGCCGGGGUCGGAAUCGAGGUCGCCCAGGAGGGGCUGCUGGCGGGGACCCGGGCCCCUCGAGGCCCGGCGGAAACGAGGUUUGGAGUUGGAGGCUUCAGACGCGGCCCAAGCUGCUGGAGCUCUGAGCUGAAGCUGGGAAGGGGAGCAGGUGAGGCCCGGGCCUUGUGCCGAUGGCCAGCGGGUGGCUUGGCCCGCAGGGGCUGCUGAGCUGGCUCUGCGUGCUGCUGAUGGCAGAGACGGCGUCGGGGACCAGGAGCCUGUCCAUGGGGACUCCCCAGUUUCCAGUUGCAGGUGUUGGUGGGAUACCCAUGGUGGAUUGCCGCAGCGUGUACAACGCCUCUGACCGCUGCAACUUCGUCCGCUCCAACCCCGACUGCCGCAGCUACGGCGGCUACCUGGACUACCUCGAGGGCCUCUUCUGCCACUUCUCGCCCCGCCUCCUGCCGCUGGCCAUCACCCUCUACGUUCUGUGGCUACUGUACCUGUUUCUGGUCCUGGGAGUCACCGCAGCCAAGUUCUUCUGUCCCAACCUGUCAGCCAUCGCCACCACGCUCAAGCUGUCCCACAACGUGGCAGGUGUCACCUUCCUGGCCUUUGGCAAUGGCGCCCCUGACAUCUUCAGCGCACUGGUGGCUUUCUCCGACCCACGCACGGCCAGCCUGGCCAUCGGGGCUCUGUUCGGUGCCGGCGUGCUGGUCACCACCGUGGUGGCCGGGGGCAUCGCCAUCCUGCGCCCUUUCGAGGCUGCCUCCAGGCCCUUUCUCAGGGACAUCGCUUUCUACAUGACGGCUGUGUUCCUCACUUUCAUGGCACUCUACCUGGGUCGGGUCACGCUGGCCUGGGCUCUGGCCUGCCUGGGCCUGUACGUGUUCUAUGUGCUCACCGUGGUCCUCUGCACCUGGAUCUACCAAUGGCAGCGCAGGAGAUCCCUGGUCUUCUCCACGCCGGGGACACCAGAGCUGCUGUCAGACUCAGACGAGGAUCACAUGUCUUCAAACACCAACAGCUACGACUAUGGUGACGAGUACCGGCCACUAUUCUCCUACCAGGAGACUACACUGCAGACCCUGGCCCGGGCCCUAAAUCCCCUGGAUUACCGGAGAUGGAGAAGCCAGUCAGUGUCCUGGAGGGUCCUCAAGGUGCUCAAGCUGCCUGUGGAGUUCCUGUUGCUCCUCACUGUGCCUGUCGUGGACCCGGACAAGGACGACCGGAACUGGAAUCGGCCACUCAACUGUCUGCACCUGGUCGUCAGCCCCCUGGUCGUGGUCCUGACACUACAGUCGGGGGCCUAUGGCCUCUAUGAGAUCGGCGGCCUCCUGCCUGUCUGGGCUGUGGUGGUAAUUGCUGGCACCGGCCUGGCAUCUGUGACCUUUUUUGCCACCUCCAACAGGAACCCCCCCAGGCUCCACUGGCUCUUUGCUUUCCUGGGCUUCCUGACCAGUGCCCUGUGGAUCAACGCGGCUGCCACGGAGGUGGUGAACAUCUUGCGGUCCCUGGGUGUGGUCUUCCAGCUGAGCAACACGGUCCUGGGGCUCACGCUGCUGGCCUGGGGGAACAGCAUUGGAGAUGCCUUCUCAGACUUCACGCUGGCCCGCCAGGGCUACCCGCGGAUGGCCUUCUCGGCCUGCUUCGGUGGCAUCAUCUUCAAUAUGCUGGUGGGCGUGGGGCUGGGCUGCCUGCUGCAGAUGGCCCGGGGCAGCGCCGAGGUCAAGCUGGAGCCCGAUGGGCUGCUGGGCUGGGUGCUGGCUGGCGCCCUGGGGCUCAGCCUAGCCUUCUCCCUGGUCACCGUCCCGCUGCAGUGCUUCCAGCUGAGCAAGGCCUACGGCAUCUGUCUGCUGCUCUUCUACACCACCUUCCUUGUUGUGGCCCUGCUCACAGAAUUCGGGGUGAUUCACCUGAAAACUGUGUGACUGAGAAUCUGGUAUGUGGUUGUGACACUGACGGGGUCCCAGUGGCCUCCUGAGGGGAGGGCAGGACGCCUUCUGCAGUAUCUCUCACUGCCACAGCUCAGGAGACAGCGCCAAUGCUGAGGACCUGCUUGGAGGGGAUGUAGGCCCAUGGGGCUGAGCCCCUCUGGAAGCUGGGGCUUGGGGCUGCUGGAUGCACGCAGGCAGCAGGUAGCUACAGAGGUCAGCCCUGCUGUCUCUCGCUUGUGUCUGGCUGCCUGCACCUCCCCGGGCUGACGGCCGUGUGACCCUGGCAGGCAGGGGGACUCGUACAGCAGGCUCAGGAUGAGCUCUAGAUCCGUACAGGAGGUGGAAAGCAGGCAGACCCACCUCGCUGAGAACCUGCAGCUGCCAUGCUCAGAAAGCCAGAAGGAAUGGAGAUGGACAGUGAUCCAUGUUGCUGGACCCAAUGGCCCUGAGACCUCUCGCUGGGCAGCCACGUGACUGGACAGUGGCUCUCGACUGUCCUUAGGACUCUGCCCAGGACCCCAGGGUCCCCCGCUGCAGCACAGGAGUCUGCUUACCUCAGGGUGCAGGGUAGGGUCCCCGCCUUCCAAUACCUAGCUCUUGUUUGCCUUCUGCCAUCCCUGAAGGGAUUCAGCAUUUUCUAAAUAAAGAUGAAGUAUUUCAAGUGUACAGGCAGUGGCUGC
This is a messenger RNA of Octodon degus (degu), 2654 nucleotides long. It is a transcript of the gene Slc8b1, whose product is annotated as solute carrier family 8 member B1. Gene Ontology annotation, molecular function: calcium:sodium antiporter activity. Gene Ontology annotation, biological process: calcium export from the mitochondrion; intracellular calcium ion homeostasis. The record is from RefSeq and is a predicted model, not a curated record. NCBI's taxonomy places the organism in Eukaryota, Metazoa, Chordata, Mammalia, Rodentia, Octodontidae. Gene Ontology annotation, cellular component: membrane. The transcript has 16 exons. The coding region runs from base 229 to 1968 and encodes 579 amino acids.